AUGUCCUUCUAUCUUUUCUUUCCCCCUGGCGCCGACGCUCCUCCGAUCGCCGUCUACCACUUCGAGCACAACGUCACUUGGGUCGCGAUAGGUGGAGACUACGACGCCCUCCUCAGGAGCCCCCGCUACGAACGCUUCCAGAUCCCUUCGUUGCGCCAGGACCGGCUAGGACCACAGUGGCUCCUCCUUCCGUUCGUCUGGUGUCCGUACGCCCCGACCACGAUUCUCUCGGACAAGGACCCGGUCGCGCCCGUCCUAUGGAAGCCAGACGUCAUGGAGCUGCAGUUCGACGAAGGCGCCUGUCGGGUCAAGCCGGAAAGGGCGGGAAGAAUGCUCGAAUGCGCGAAGACCUUCGCAGAGAUCGGCGAGCGCCUCCGGACCAACACCCCCCUUCCCUUCUUCCUCAAGGACGGCGUGCGCAUACGACCGUCCAACUUCGAUUUCCGACGCAUCGAGGAGGAGGGAAGGCCGGGUCAGAUCAUCGACCGCGUUCACGACUUCUGCGUGGCGGCACUCGAUCACAUCUCGUUCGUCGCAUGGUACACGCUCUCUUUUAAAGGAUACGAGGAUGCGCUCAGCCCGCCGCAACUCGAGGUGGUGAAGCUCUGCCAGUUCGAUAAGCGCCCGAAAAGGGGUUGCCUCCUCAACUUCCUGGUCGACUACACGACCGUCAACCUCGAGCAGUGGAUACGGCAUCGAGUCCCGGUCUACUACCUCUUCACGGAGGCCAUGUCGUACGUCGACCGGUUCGUGCGCGUGCGGCCCGACGUUCUCCUAGACUACCGCGAACGGGCAGUGGCGGGCGCUACCAGUGAGGAACUGAUCGAACACUACCGCGUCAACGAGCCCGCGGUCCUCGCCUACGACGACUUCUUCCAGAUACGCCGUCCGUUGGCGCAGUCUAUCCUCACCGACUCGCCCAUCCCCAUUUACGACCCGAAGACCGCCUACUCGGUCCAGGUCUGUCAAGGCUACCGGCCAUACGCCGCUCGCAAUCCCCCUCUCAUCAAGUUACUGCUGCCGCGCUACGAGGCCGUCUCGCGUGGGGGGCAGUUCCCUCGAGUGGACAUCGCCAGGUGGGCACCGAGGGCCAUCGAUGGGGGCGCGGCAGGAGACGUGUUCCUUAUGGACAGAGGCCUGGACGACCCGACCACGACAGACGACCUCUUCGACGAGCACACGUUCGAUAUCAACUCGGGCUGGAUCAACAACAACUACCUCACCUUACGCGAGCUCUUCAAGCCGGCCUUCGCCCCCAGGCCGGGCGAGUCGUACUCGCUGGAUGGAAGUAGGGUCGUCUUCCCCGCACAGGCGGACGACUGGCUCAAGGAGUACGAGAGGGAGCUGGUGGCUAGAGCGGUGCACGAAGGGAAGCCUCGCCCGCGCGAGUACCAGGAGUAUCAUGACUGGGAGGUAGGAUGGGGCGGAGAGAUCGAGUGGGUCUACGAGGAAGUCAUCAGCGGGCUGACGGAGAGCUCGGGAACGGGUCGGGCAAGGGGAUCGACGGGCGCGACCGAGGAUGUCGAGAUGAGCGAGACCAGCGGCUCGGAAGAGGAGGAGGAAUACUCGACGGCUCCCGCGACGCGCCCUCCUCUCGAACAACGCAUCACUGACCCCGUCACAGGAGAGUCCGCCGCCGCUUGGCGACAGCCCUUGUCGGAGCGCAUCGCCGCGCGGGAAUCGAUCACGGUUCGACGGGGGCGGCAGACCCGCUGGGAGGAGGAGAGCGAGUGCGGCUCCAGCACUCCGGCCAGCAGCGUCGCCUCAUCAGGUCGCGUGUGGCAGGGUACGAGGAGGAGCGCCUCGCCCGUGCGAAGCUCGCGCCUGGCGGACCCCGGACGCGUCUCCAGCAAGCUCUACUCGCCAGACAGCAAGCGCUGGGAGGCGCUGUUGGAGGCCUUCAACCCGCAGCUAGAGGAACUGGGGCAAGUCUUGACUGCUCCGCGAGGCACGUACGUACGCGACGACGUCCGGCGCCCUCGAUUGGACUGGGAUAAGGACUUCGUCGAGAAGGGAUUCCUACAAGUCCACCGCUGGCAAGACCGAGUCAGACUCAUACUCUACGCCCUGUUCCACCGCUCCCUCCGGACGCCGAUCCACUUCCUCGAUUUCGUCCUCGAGAAGGGCAUGAAGGUCACCUACCUCAUCGCGAGGGACCCCAUACCGACGAUGGCGCAAGCCGGCUCGCGGGAGGAGCCCUCGACCACCCUCUUCACCCCUCUCGCCGGCUCCAGUCCGACGGAGGUCUUCAGGUUGUGGGAAGCGAUCCUCAGCGGGCCAAUGUGGGCGAAGACGCACUUCCCCGCGUUCUUGCAGGAAGGGGGCACGAUCAGCUACGUUGUGCGCCACUACGCGAGGAGGUACCUGGACGUCGCGGGCGCGGGCGUGAGCGCCGAGACUCGAGUCUACGCACGCAACAGUCGGCCGCUACCGGCUGGCAAGUUCGGCAGCGACUACUUCGUGGUCAGCGACCAGGCCGGGGAAACGGAACUCGCCGUCAUCGGCGGUCGCGUCGCGAACCAGCGCGACGAGCUCAACCCCUACUAUGUGGUGCCUCCGACGGCCACGUUCGACUCGAAGGGAUGGGACAUCGGCACCGGCGAAUGGUUGACGGCGGAGGAGGAGUACCUGAACGAGGUCAUCCAGCGCUGGCGCACGGGGCGCGAGACUAUCCUCCGUACGCAGGCGCAGUGGAAUCGCCACGCCAGCGACUGGGCUCACCAUUACAAGCAACGCCGGCCCCAGGAAGCGCGCAAGGAGGCUCUCCCGAUGGAGAGCGAGUGCGAGCAGUGGUGCGCAAAGCUGGAGGAGGCCUACGGCAUCUCGCUGGAGUACCGCAAGAUCUCUGACCUCGCGAAGCCGUUGACGAUCAAGAGCCUUCGCCAGUUUCGCUGA
This is a messenger RNA of Schizophyllum commune H4-8, 2895 nucleotides long. RefSeq lists its product as uncharacterized. The transcript has a single exon. The record is from RefSeq and is a predicted model, not a curated record. NCBI's taxonomy places the organism in Eukaryota, Fungi, Basidiomycota, Agaricomycetes, Agaricales, Schizophyllaceae. The coding region runs from base 1 to 2895 and encodes 964 amino acids.